AUGAAGAUUUUUACUGCUCCUCAUGCCCUGGCGCUGUCUUUGGCAGCUAGCCAGGGUUUCGCAGCCAUGACCCAGGGCGUCUCUGAGAACGUCUACAACCGGUUGGUUGAAAUGGCCACCAUCUCACAGGCUGCGUACGCCAACUUGUGCAAAAUUCCUUCCACCAUCACCACAGUAGGCAAGAUUUACAACGCCCAGACCGACAUCAAUGGAUGGGUUCUCCGUGACGACUCACGCAAGGAAAUCAUCACCGUCUUCCGUGGCACGGGCAGCAAUGUGAAUCUGCAGCUGGACACCAAUUAUACCCCGGCUGCUUUUGCGACCAACCCCCUGUGCAAGGGCUGCUUUGUGCAUGGCGGAUACUACAAGGGCUGGCUUUCUGUCAAGGACCAGGUCGAGUCACUGGUUCAUCAGCAAGCUAGCCAGCACCAGGACUAUGCAUUGACAGUCACAGGCCACAGUCUCGGUGCUUCCAUGGCCGCCAUCACCGCCGCCCAGCUGGCCGCCACCUACAGCAACGUCAAUCUGUACACGUUUGGUGAACCUCGAACCGGCAAUCAAGCCUUUGCAUCCUACAUGAACGAUCACUUCCACGCCAGCAGCCCUGCAACCACUCGCUACUUCCGCACCACCCACACAAAUGAUGGAAUCCCGAACCUGCCCCCCACCUCUCAGGGAUACGUCUCGUCCGGCAUUGAGUACUGGAGCGUGGAGCCGCACAAUGCACACAACGUCUUUGUCUGCACCGGCAACCAGAACCAGUGCUGCGAGGCCCAGGGUGGACAGGGAGUGAAUGCCGCGCACGUCACUUACUUUGGCAUGUCGAGUGGUGCUUGUAGCUGGUAA
Molecule: messenger RNA, 846 nt
Organism: Penicillium oxalicum
Lineage: Eukaryota; Fungi; Ascomycota; Eurotiomycetes; Eurotiales; Aspergillaceae
Product: lipase family protein
Exons: 2
Coding region: 1-846 (281 amino acids)
Biological process (GO): lipid metabolic process
Source: RefSeq, a predicted model, not a curated record